UCCCAGAAACCGGGGCGUCGGGAAGGAAAGCGCGAAUUCCCCCUCCUCUGCGCCUUGGGAGGAAAUAUUGGACUCGGUUCACCAGAUCGAGCCGCAGCGGGCGCUAGAGCCCUUGGAGCUGCGCCGCCGAGGCGCGGAGCCGGUUGCCCGGCAAGAGGGUGCUGGUGCGGGGGUAAGAGGCGUUAGCCUCUCCCCGGCCACCGGGAGAGGACAGGCUGCUGCUGAGAAGGGUCGGCACGGUCCCGGGGCGUUCUCGCCAAACCCGAGCGCCUUCCCCUCCUGCCUCACGGGGCAUCCCCACCCACACCCGCAGCUGUCACUUCUGUUGGCCGCCUGGAAAGGGAACAGGACCCGGAGCGCUCCCUGCAGUCGUCGGGGAGGAUGCCUGCCUGGGCGUCGGCUGUGUCCUCAAGCCGUUCGCCAGCGCUGGCGAAGAAAGCAGUCGGGGUAACGCCGCCCAAACUUUCCUUCGCAGCAGCGCUGGGAGGAAACGUCCCCCUCUGAGCCUUGCGGAGAACUCAAAGACUACUCAGCCCUACGGAAGGGACAGGGCCGUGCCCGCUUAGGAGUUGUUCCCGGGAACCCCGGAGGUGCCCUCAGGGGCAGGGCCAGUCGCCGGCGUGCGCCGAGUCCAAAGGAAGUCUAGCGGGCUCAGCGCCUCUUGCCCAGUGCCCCGCAGUGACCGUGACCUCCGCGCGCCCCCCCGCACACGUGCUCGUGGCCCAGGGAGAGGAACGCUCCAGCCGAACCCGCUAGAGGCAGCGACUCGCAAGCAGGCCAGGGGCGCAUGGAGGCGCCGCGGGGGCGGUGCGGCUCGCCAGCAGCGCGGGGGAGCGCGCACGCCGCGCCCCGGCCUCCCCGGGGACCCGGCCGGCCGCUCCCCGCACUUCCUGCCGCGGGGCUCUCGGCCUCAAGCAGCCGUUUGGAGCGCAGAGCUGGCUGAGCGUCGUGUCCGGCAGCAUCCGCGGUUCCCGGCGCUGGGCAGACGUGUGGCGGGACAGGUGUAGCCGGCAGCGGCGGGCGUCGCGCUCAGAAGGACUGAGCGGACUCGGCUGGCUGGAGUUGGCUAGCUGCUCACGGAACUCCGGUCCCCGCCGCGCAGGCCCGUCGGCGCGUCACUUUGCACCGCGGCGGCGGCGAGAGCCUCGGGGGAAGGAAGUCGCGGCGAAACCCGGCUCUCUGGCAGCGGCCGCCUGGGCGCGGUCCUGAUGCUCGCUGCCCGCUGCGGGACCUACUCCGGCCCCCGGACUUAGGUAGCUGCGCGUGGCCGGCGCCGGCGCCUCCCCCAUGCUGCUCGGAGCGUCCUGGCUGUGCGCGUCCAAGGCGGCCGCCGCUGCUGCGCAAAGCGAGGGCGACGAGGACAGGCCCGGAGAGCGGCGGCGGCGGCGGGUGGCGGCCUCAGGGACGGGAGAGGACAUGGACGAGUCGUCGCUGCUGGACCUACUGGAGUGCUCCGUAUGCCUGGAGCGUCUAGACACCACGGCCAAGGUGCUGCCAUGCCAGCACACCUUUUGCCGCCGCUGCCUGGAGAGCAUCGUGUGCUCGCGCCACGAGCUUCGCUGCCCGGAGUGUCGCAUCCUGGUGGGCUGCGGCGUGGACGAGCUGCCCGCCAACAUCCUGCUGGUGCGCCUGCUGGACGGCAUCCGCCAGCGGCCCCGUGCGGGCGCCAGUCCUGGCGGGAGCCCGCCUGCGCGCCCUGGCUCCAGUGCGUCCACCGCACUCGCUGGCGGCGGGGGCGGCGCGGUGGGCAGCGCCCCGGGCUCCCCUGUCUUCCUCUCCGCGGCGGCGGGCAACGCCACCGCCAGCCUGUGCGACCUGGCUACUAACAGGGGCGCUCCAGUGGCAAAGAACCUAUCCCAGCUGCCCUAUGGCAAGGCCCUGUACAGCUAUGAGGGAAAAGAACCUGGUGACCUGAAGUUCAACAAGGGGGACAUCAUCAUCCUGCGGCGCAAGGUGGAUGAGAACUGGUACCACGGGGAGCUGCACGGCACACACGGCUUCCUGCCAGCCAGCUACAUUCAGUGUGUCCGGCCCUUGCCGCAGGCCCCGCCCCAGGGCAAGGCACUUUAUGAUUUCGAGAUGAAGGACAGAGACCAAGACAAGGACUGUCUGACCUUCACCAAGGAUGAAGUUUUGACCGUGAUCCGAAGAGUGGACGAUAACUGGGCCGAAGGCAUGCUGGGAGACAAGAUUGGGAUCUUCCCCCUGUUGUACGUGGAGCUCAACGACUCAGCCAAGCAGCUCAUUGAGAUGGACAAGCCGUGCCCCACUGCUGCUGCCGCCACCGCAUCCGGCUGUGACUCUCCCUUGCUCUCUGAUCCUGGCGCAGGGGCCAGCAUGGCCCCGGGCCCCACUCUAAGCAGCUCAGGGGCGGUUAGUGCCUUUCAGCGGCGUGUGGACGGCAAGAAGAAUGCCAAGAAACGCCACUCCUUCACCGCACUCAGUGUGACGCACAAGUCCUCGCAGGCUGCUAGCCACAGGCAUUCCAUGGAAAUCAGCGCUCCGGUUCUGAUCAGCUCCAGCGACCCCCGCGCUGCAGCCAGGAUCGGGGAGCUCGCUCAUCUGUCAUGCGCUGCACCCACCCAGGACUCUUCCUCAGCUGGACCCAUCCCAACGGCUGUCCCACGAACCGCUGCAGUGGCUGGAGAGCAGGGCACAUCUCCCAAAGUCCAGCUGCCACUCAACGUGUAUCUGGCGCUCUAUGCCUAUAAGCCCCAGAAGAAUGACGAGUUGGAGCUGCGCAAGGGGGAGAUGUACCGGGUGCUUGAGAAGUGCCAGGACGGCUGGUUCAAGGGGGCGUCACUGAGGACUGGGGUCUCUGGGGUGUUUCCUGGAAACUAUGUGACACCAGUCUCCAGGGUUCCUGGAGGAGGGGCUGGGCCACCCCGAAAUAAUGUGCUUGGAGGAUCUCCAUUGGCCAAAGGGAUGACCACCACCAUGCAUCCUGGUGGUGGAAGUCUGAGCAGCCCAGCCACUGCCACCAGGCCGGCCCUGUCCCUCACCACACCACAGCACCUGGCAGGCUCCCCACCGACAGGCAGCUGUCUGCGGCAUGCAGCUCAGCCGGCUGCCAGCCAGGCCCGGGCCACCAUCCCAACAGCUGCCCACCCCUCAGCCCAGGCCCAGGACCGACCUACUGCCACCGUGUCACCCCUGCGCACUCAGAGCUCUCCAUCCCGCCUGCCCGCCACCAGCCUCAGGCCCCGCACGGUGGUGUCCCCACAGCACAGCCAGCAGCCCCCGAUGCAGAUGUGCCCUCGGCCGGCCAUCCCCCUCACGUCAGCAGCAUCAGCCAUCACACCUCCCAACGUUAGCGCCGCCAACCUCAACGGGGAGGCAGGAGGAGGGCCCAUCUGUGGCCUGUCCACGUCCAGCCCUACCAACACAGGAUGCAAGCCAGAUGACAAGAAAAAUGAAAAGUCCACAACCUGUUCAACCAUAUGGGACAGGCCUAAAGGAGAAGGAGAAAUAAGAAAGUCAAGAUGAUGGCAACCUGAUAUUUGACGUGGACAGAAUUUUCAGCUAUUUUUUUUUUAGCUACAAAGAAAGCUGAGUUGAUUUCAUAAAAUCUGAAUGCAUUGGACCCUGUGGCCAGCCAGCUAGACCCUGGACUGGCCAGGAUUAGAAUCCACAUUUCUAAAUCCGUGCUGUUCAGCAGAAACAUAAUACGAGUUACAAAUAAAAUUAAAAAUUGUCUAGUAGCCAUGCUUUUGAAAAGUAAAAUUAAUCUAAAAUAAAAUUAAAAGGUGAAAUCCAUCUGGUAGCAUAUUCUAUAAAACAGAGUUCUCAAAAUAUUUUUGUUCCAACAUAUAAUCUACAUUAAAAAAAAAACUAUUGAUGAGAUAUUUUACUCUUUUUUUUCCACAUUAAGUUUUGAAAGCCUGUGUGAAACCCAGUGAGCUGUUCUGCAGUGCUCAGGGCCCACCUGCUGCUAUGGCUGUACUGGACAGCAGGUCCAGCUCUCGGCAGGGAACCACUCUGUUUAUUCUUGAUGUGUGAACAACUGUCCCUUCUCUCUUGAUUAUCCCACAUUCUCUUAAAGCCUUUCCAUGUAAAAUCAGUCUUUGAAUGAGGGCGUGUUGGCGUGUUUGCAUAUGCACCCAGGAUAUCAGAUGGUGUGUGAGAAGUGAGGACAGCACCCACCUCUCUCUCAGGGACAUUAGAACUCAGCAUGGACUCUCUGACCCAUGUUCCUGGAGGCAGACCUCAGCAGGAACCUGGGUGAGCUGUGGAGAUGGACCACCCCACACUCCAAAGGGCCUCAGCAUCUCCCAUCUCAUCUGGCCCACAACUGUGGUCACUCCCACGCUGAGUGGUUUGGAAGAGGCCUCAUUAUGACCAACCGAGGCUACGCUCUCGGCUGGUAAAGCUCAUACCUACUUGAGACUAACAGGCACCCAACAAGAAGUGACAUGAUUGCUCUGUGUUUUGUGCCCAUAUCUGUUUGAAAAUCAGUUCCCUUCCUCCUUACAGCCCUUGUGCUGAGGUGCAGCUGGGUGUCACUGGGAGGUGAGGUGGCGGGUGCAGUCCUACCCUUUCACUGGACAGCUUCCCAAAGAGGCGAUCUUCUGGCCUUCUGAGCUGCUGAGAAAAAAAACCAGGGAACAGGGACCGGUCUUAGAAAGUCAAGGGUGAUAAGAGUUCUAUAAACAUUUCUGCUUCUUGGCCUCAGGAGUCCCUCUAGUUCAGGAAGCAGGUCGGCCUGGCUUCAACAUGCCUGCUACCCAGUGGGUUUCUGUGGCACAGGGUCGGGCUUGCAGAAAUCUACACAGAGGGUGACAUGUUCCCCGCAGUUGCCCUCCCGAGUGCACAGCUAGUGAAAGCCAACCAGGACCACUGCCAACAUGCCUGGGGGCGCUUGGCAGGCAUUCUGCUUUCACUCUACCUUCUGCCAGCCGUCCUCCUACUUCAGCAGGGGGCAGCUGAGCCCAGGAGAUACCCAAAGUGUCCCUCGAAAUGAGGCUCCUGGGUAACCCCGCAUGUGAUGGAGCACCCUCUUCCUCUGGUAGUCCCUAAGCCAUCUCUGGCAACAGAAAUGCCCAGGCCACCACUCAGGUCGACAUGGGGAGCGGGCCAUGGCGUGCCCCAGGUAGGAGGUCGUCUGGGCUGUGUGAGGCUAGCUGAGCACCGGCUCAGAGGCUCAGCAGCCCCAGGAGAGAAGUGAAGGGUUCUCCCCCAAAGAUGUGCACUUUUCCUUUCUCACCUCUCAGACAAGCAGAAAUAACACUGGUCAACAAGAUCACCUGCUAAUGUUUGUCCCGUCUGUAUUUCCUGGUGAAUUUUUUCUAUUUUACAGCAAGGCACAAAGCAUCCACAGUUGCCAUUGGUAGCAAAAAGCUGUGACCGUCGUGGUUUAAAUUCUAUUCAUUAAUCAGGAGCAAAUGAACCAGUGGUGCAGGCACAGGCGAGGAGCCAGGUUCUGAGCCAGGCAUGACUUGAAGCAGCCCCCUGUCCUGCCAUGACUACAUCUGGACAGACUUUGGGCACAUACUGGUCAGUUUCACAUCUUUCUUGGUGGUUCAUUUUAGACAUGCAGGUACCAAAUUAUGAUGAAAGGACUUUCAAAAUGUAUUUGGAGGUGUUCUCUAGGCUCUCUCUCUCUCUCUCUCUCUCUCUCUCUCUCUCUCUCUCUUAUUACUAGGCUAUUUCUCUUGAAAAAAUUUCUUUAGGAAAAGACAGUGAGCUCCCAGCUCUGCUGUUCACUGAGACCAGACCUCAGUGCCAGUGUGGAAUUCCGUAACACCAAGCCCUGCUGGAAUUCCAUCCAGGUGCUUCCAAGCAUGUGAAUGAGAGAAACCUAUGAUUGAUGGGGCCCUUGGAUAAGAGAGGAAACUGGGUAGUCUUCUAGGAGCAUGGCGGGCUUAUUCUCUGGCAUCCCUGGGUGUGCAGAGCAAGAGACCCCAGACCCAGCUGUAUGUUGUGUGGUGUUCUUUGCUGUGGUAGAGUUUCUCGGAGGCUGGUCCUGGGAGGCUAACAUUCUGCUGUUUCACACCUGGGGACUGGCCUUCCAGCCCUGCUUGAGCCUAUGUGUUAUGGAGUCCUUCAAGACAAUGCAAGUGCUGUCAGGGUGGCAAUUCUUUCUAUAGUCUUAGUCCAGGUCUAGAGCUCUCCUUUGGGACCUGGACAUCUACCAUCAUGUGCAGGAGCCUCUCCAUGCUGUUGUACCAAAUGCCUACCUACCUGCUCACAUUGCUCCCUGAUGGGCUACACUGUGACUGGGCCACCAGCAUUUCCUUUCUAGAGAGCUUCUUGCUUCCCCAGAAGUACACAGGUCACCAGGGGCCCUACCAUCCACUGAAGACCAAGCCUGCAACACCUCCUUGAGCAACUGUGCCAUGGUGGAGAGUGGAUUAAGAAUGGGGUUAGGAUGGAGACAGUUCUGAUAACUGUCUGAUGAUAUGUUUAGCGUUCUCGACAGCACUUGGGACCCUUCCAAAAUCCAGGUUCAUUUGGGUUGACCAGGAGUCUGUUAUGCUUGGAGAUGUGUCUGCUCAGGGUGGUCCUGGGUGACCUCAGAGGGACAUUUCUGAAGCUGUCAAUCUGGACUGGACCCCUGGAGUCACUGUUGAGUGUAGGGUUCCUCAGGGCUGUCUGGAUUCCUUUGUAGUCCCCAGAUUGGAGAGGUUGGAGGCACUCUAGGGCAUGGGGAAGAUCCCAGAGUGUGGAGACCUGGAUGUGGGCGUCAUGGUCUUCAGAAGUUGCAGCAGGUAGGCAUCAUUGGUGGUCUCCCCAUCAAGGGUCUUGGUGCCUUUAAAGAAGGGUCUGGAUAAAACUUUUGGAAUAAUUAUAUGGUAUCCACAAAACAUAGAGUGGAAACCUUUUUAAGAGGCUAUAUAGGAUACAAGUUACUCUUUUACUCUUAAAAAUUAAAUUUUAUGCUCAAAACAACCAUCAAAUACCACCUUUUGGGUCCAUUAGUGAUAGUUUUCUGGUUUUGAGUCCCCACCAACACAUCAGCACCAGAUGGACUGAUCAUCCCUCAGGGGAUGUCCAGGGGAAAGUCACCCGAAGAGAAGGGUGCCUGCGCCCCCCUAUGGGGCCACAGUCAGGGUCCCUGACCUCCAAUUAGAGGCCCUUCACACUCAUUGGUCCCUCACACACUCAUCUGUUUACUGCAGGGAACAUACACAAGCCAGGCAGAGCACAGGGCACUGGGGCUUACAGUGAUAGAAGGCACAGCCCUGGCCCGGAGGAAGGCAGAGCGCAGUCCAGGUAACUGUUCAGGUAACUGGUAAACAGCCAACUGCAGGAAAGUGCUGCAGGCCUAAGAACAGGGGACAAAGGGUCAGCAAGAAGAUGCAUGGUCAACAGGGUACAGGCAAGUCUUCCCAGGGGACAAGUGGGAGACCCUCCUGCUAAGGGACAGCCUGACCAGAGGCCAGAGGAUGUAGCCUAAGGUGAGGGGUCCAUGGGCAGGUGGCAGGAGCAAAGCACCUCCUGAAGGUCCUGGUUACCUGCCACUGCUCAGCCCUGUGUUCUGUCUGGGGUUGGGCAGGAGGGUGGGAUUCAGGCCCGAUCAGAGGACAUGGGUCAGGUGCCUGGCCUUCUCUGAUCUGAGCCCCUGGCUGUUUUUAGUCUUCCUCUUACAGCAGCUGUGCCCCAUUCUGAGACAGCUCUCCUGCUAAGCACCUAAAGUUUAUUUAACUGUCUCCUUGGUGUCAGUGUUCCCACGAGGUGAUCUCUACAGCAGCCCUCUUCAAACCAUCUAGCCAGGCUCAGUGAGACACACCUGUAAUCCCAGAGACUCAGGAGGCUGAGGCAAGAAGACUGAAAGUUCAAAGCCUGUCUCAGCAACUUAGGGGGGCCCUAAACAACUUAGUGAGACCCUGACUCAAAAUAAAAUAGACUAGGGAAGUGGCUUAGUAAUUAGGUGCUCCUGGAUUUAAUCCAUGGAACAAAAAAAGAAAAGAAAGAAAGAAGAUAAAAGAAAGAAAGAAAAAGCCCCAUCUAGUAGAUUUAGCCCAAUGCUUUCGAUUUCUUUUGGAUAGGACAGAUAGAGUGCAAUAGGCUAGAAUGGAUCGGCACACAUACCACACACAGGAGGUGCCAGUGUACUGGGGAGAGAUCAUCACCAAUGCUAUCGUGUGUGCUGAACCCUGAUAUAAAACUGAUUUCAAAAAAAUCACAAAACCAUUGGUCCAUACCCUUUAAAGAGUGCCUUGUUCAGAGCCCAGCAUCUGGUGAUCUUUGUGGGCUAAGGAGAGCUGGAAAAUCUGCUGGCCAUAAGUUUGCUUCUAUGAUUUAUGGGGAUUUUUUUUUAGUUUAUGGGCCAGAAGAAAGUUAACUUUCUGCUUAUGGAUAAAAUAGUUCCAGUUUCACAGAAUAAUAGAAUAUUAGAACUGGAAAGAGCCUCUAAGGAUCUUUUUAUUUAACAUCCAAUUUUCCAUGAUGCUCUUGAGACUCAGAGUUGUUGAAAGAUCUGCCAGGUGCCAUAGAGCAUUGGCAGCAGAGCGGGCACAAGAACUCUGGUCUCUUCACUCUUCUGUUCUGGCCAUCUCGGCUUCAGUGUGCUGACUUGGUGGCCUCGCAGUCCAUAUGAGGCCAUGGCCCCAGGUGGGUCUGGCUUGUCUGGGAGUCCCACAAGGAGCCAUCCAGGGUAGUAGCUGGCAGGAAGCUAUGAGGCUGGCUGGCCCUGGAGAUGGGGAAUGAACCAGAGGUGUCAGCCUUCAGUUCCACGUCAGACUCAACUUCAGUGAAGCCCUUGACCAAGUCCACGUGGAUGACAUGACCUGUAUAACUAAGACCGUGGGAAACAAGUUUGAUCUCAGCAGCGUGACCAUAGCAACAGCAGUGGGGCCCUGCAAGUGGCAUGGAAGGCGUGGGAAAAGAGUCUGCAGAUGAACUUGUUGACAUAUGCAUGUAUGUAUGAAAUAUGUCUCCUGUGUAUCGGCGAUACAUGACAUAGUUUUUUUCUAAAAGGCACAUAUCGUAUAGGAUUUUGAUCAUAUUUUUAAGAAAAGCCCAGGCAUGUCUAAUCUGAAGAAGCCUUGAGGAUGAUGCUUUUUGGAACAACCAGCAGCUUUUAUUGUAGUGAAAAAUCACUAGCUUAUAGAUUUGUUUUUUUUUUUUUCAAUUUGGGGCUUCCUGCAAUAAGCAGGCCCUUACCUGUAGGAUCCCACCUUCGCUCUUUCCACAGUGCAGCCUGGGAAGGGGGCUGCUGCCCCUGACUUCUCAGCAACUGCCAAGAUGUUUCUAGGCUUCUUUGAAGCCACAUCUGUGCUCCUGCCUUCUCUGGUGGGGUGAACGUAGCCCAUCCAGGGCAGGGGGUGCCCUGCUGGGAAUGUUGACUCAGUUCUGUGUCUGAGCUCCAGAAGUGAAUUGUACCUCUGGCAGAAUCCUCACUCUGAUCUUGGGGGAGGACUUGUCCUUGGCUGGCUUGUGGGUCAGGCCCAAACAUAUGGAGACCCUGCGGUUGUCACAUGUUGCCUUGGCCACAGCAGGAUGAUACCUGAGACGUCCCUGGGCUCCCGGGACCGUGGGACUGUUAGAAACCCUGCGGCUGCACACUGAGGCAUCUGGCAGUUAGUCAGCUGUGGGCUGGGGAAGCCCACAUCCAUCUGGCACAUGCCUGCUGGCAGCUCUAUCGUCCCCAGAACCGAUGUUGGCAACCUGGCUGGGCAGAAGGCCCUGGAGUCAGCUCCAUGUGGGUAGGAGCCCUGGUGACUUCAGAGCUGCGCCUCCCUCGCCUGUAGAGAUGAGGACCGUGGCAUGUGCUGGUGAGUAAUUUCCAGGCUAAAAAUGAACCCAUCUGAAAAGCAUGAAUUGCAGCUGUCCAUACAGGCAAGCUUUCCUUGGAUGGGGCAUGUGCCAGAGUAUCACUUCCCUGAGACAGGACAGCCACUUCUUCCUCACAGUGAUGGAUCUCUCAUCCUGGAGUAGACCAUGAGUAGGUCAGGGUGGUGUCCUGGCCUGGUCGACAUGGAGGUGAGGGGUGGAUAGAGACUUCCUGUGUGUGUCUCUCUCAGGCACGCGAGGCUGGGCCAUCCCUUACGUUCUUCCAUAGAGACCCCACAGUCUCUGCACUGGGCUGGGACUUGAUCGGUGCUCCUCUGGACCUCAGGUUGAUUGAGGAUGUCUUUCAGAGACUAAUUAUGGACAUGAAGGUCCAGCAAGAUGAGGUGGCCUGUCCAAAGUCACACUGCUAGAAAAUGACUAGGCAUAAAAGUAGACCCCUUUGCCCACUCUCUGCCCUUAGCUUCUACCAGCUACCUUCACUUCCUGGGUACCCAAGGGUUCAUGCCACUGAGCACUCAGGAAACGGACAGGUUUCGGAGGGCAACAGGAACCCACAUUAUUCAACAAUGAGUAAAAAACUUUGGAGAAAGAAGGCAGAGAGAUUAAUUAGCAUAGAGGGUGGACCUGGGGCGGUGUGCCUGGUAUGAACUGGGACUCCUGGGACUCCUGUUCAAAGCCGUGUGACUUUGAACGAAUCCCUUCUCCUCCCUGGGUCUCAGUUUCCUAACCUGUAAAAUGGGGUGACAGCACCUACCAUCCUGAGUUUUGGGGAAGAGUGAAUUAACUAAUUUCAUGAGUGCAUAGUAGAGUAUUUAGGAUGAAAAUAUGAGAAGUUAAGAAUUUGAGAGUUGAUUGAGGAUCCCAUAGGUAUGAAAUAGAUACACAGUAGGACUUCUUCCCUGAGGCUUCCAUUAAAGAUCAAAAGGAGAGCUGAUUUUGCAAUUUAGAAGAAAAUGUGCUUAUCGUCACCAAAUUGAGAUGCUAGGCUACUCAAAAAUGAAUCCUAAUGGUUUGAGGAAACCUAUUUGUAACAUGGUAUUCAUUUGUAUCCUCUACAGUUACCAUUUCCUGGUUCAUUUUUCCUGUGUCCACCAUAGAAACCUGGAUAGAAAGAUAGGGUAGGGGGCUAGGGAUUAAACCCAGGACCUCACACAUGCUAGGCAAAGCACUCCACCACUUGGAGCUACAUCUGCACCCCUUUUGUUUUUAUUUUGAAAUGGGGUCUCACGAAGUUGCUCAGAUUGGCUGUGAACUUGUGAUCCUCCUGCCUUAGCCUCCCGAGUAGCUGGGAUUACAAAUGUGCGCCACCAUGUCCUGCUAGAAAAGGAUUUUUAAAGUUUCCGUUUAUAACCUGACAAUAGAGGAAACCAAAAGAAAACUAUUUUAUUCACAAGUACAGUUUCAUCUGCAAGGUAUUAAAGCAAAAUUCAUCUUUAAAUAGUAAUAAACUCUAGAAAUCGAAUCAUGUGAGUCACAUGUAAUAGCCACAGGGUUCCUGUCACCCUCCUCACAGGCAACCACUAAUAGUUCAUCAGGGUUGUUGAGUGGUUUUGUGCUAUAAUGCCACACCGCUUAGCCCUCCUGAAAAGCAUGGCAGGAGAUGUGGGACACAGGCCCAGGAGAGGCCAGGAGCUGCUGGGCAUGUUGAUUCCCACAUCAAGUAUGUGGGAAGUUCCCCUUCAAAAGUCUACUGCCUUACCCUCUUCCUUUUCAGUGGAUCUAUUCUUGGUAUUACUUGUAAAGACAUGGAUAUAUUUUUCCAGUCUUCCUCGCCCAGAAAAACUCAGCUGAUGGCAUCAGUUCAAAAGAAAGACAUAUACAUGCCCCAUAAAACACACCAGAAAGUAAUGCUUAGACUCACAGGAAGACACACCAGAAGCAGACCGUGUCAGUGUGGUGGGACAUUGCUGAACAUUCAGAAGAAUUGCUGGGUGCUUUUUAUCUUAGUCAUGUACCUACAGGCCAUGCUGAGGAAGCACAAAAAGAUAGCAGUGGGGUCAUGUUUGUGUUGGUUGUGACUUUAUUGUGUUUUGUUCACGCACCCAGGUGGUGGGGGGUGGGUGGCUCUGUCACUUCAGUGGGAUGAGACGACUUUACCAUCAUUUCCCUGGAGGGUGAAGUCACUCUUGGCCAGACUUGACUUUUAUUUGCUUGAUAUGUUAUAUGCUUGGUAAUUUCUUCCAGGCCACAUCUCAACAGACUACAAGAUGUAAUUGCAUAUGGUAGAAGAAUGAAGCUCAUUAAUCUUUUCAGAGAAUUCACACUAGAGCCAUAUUUCAGAUAGGGCUAUUGAGUCAACUUAAUAAAAAUGUUAUUGCUUAAGGAUCUCUUCAUAAGACUAACAGGAAUGGGUAAUCUCUGACUGCAGAGCCUGCCUUCUCCUGCCCAUUUGUUCUCUCAUUUAAAAUCACCUCACAAAUACCUUAGGCUUGUUUAAUAUUAAAAUGUGAAUGAUGUCUUUUGCUACCCAUGGAAACAUUUAAAAAGUAAUUAUUGGUUUGUAGCUCCAGAGAACCUAUAGCAGAGAUGGAUGGAUAGUUGGAUGGAUGGACAGAUAGAUAUAGAUAAUUUAUUUAUCUGAAGGAAUGGGUUCAAAUGAUCAAAGGCUAGCAGGUCCAAAAUCUGUGGGGCAGGCCAACAGACUGGCAACUCAAGCAGGACUUCUUGCUAUAGUCUUGAGACAGAAUUUCUUCAUCUCCAGGAAAUCUAAGUUUCCCUAAGGCUUUCAACUGGUUAGGCAAAGCCCGCCACAUUAUCAAGGUACACAUUUGAAGUCCUCUCCUUUACUUAAUUUUAUUUAGUUGUAAGUUUUAAUAACACCUACAGAAUACUUUUACAGCAAAUCCAGUCUAGUACAGCAGUACUAGUAGUACCCUUGGUACUCAGGAUCAGUCAUCCCAGCCAGCACAGCAAUUCUUUACUAUGCCCGUGAUAUACAGGCACAGGAUCCCAAAGUGGCCAAGUGGCAGAGGGAACUUCCAGUUCAGUGGAGUCAUGCCUCCAGGUGGAAGCACCCCUGAUUCUAGAACGAAGAGAUCCAGCAGAGCGUAACAUCGUGGGAACAUGAAGGAAGUUUUGCUAGUGGAUCACUGGGGAUAAUAGUGAGUGGUGCCACUCCCAUUUCCACCCAUGACUUCUGGGUCCAUGAUCCUGACUAUGGGAGAAAUAGCACUACAUAUGGGGUGUUGAUUCUGAGCAUAUGCAGCCUCUUGGAGAAGCAUCCCCCAGCCCUGCAAGGUAUUGUCACCUAGCUGGCAUUGUAACUGAGUCUCUGAAGAACCAUGCCACUGUUCUAUUAACAAUUAGAACAUGGGGAACAUUGCAAGACCAGUGAAUUCCAUGAUCACAGGCCCAUUUCUGCACAUCUUUGGCUGUGAGGUAAGUUCCUUGGUCAGAGCAAUGCUGUGCAAAGUACUAUGACAGUGGGGAAGGCCCUCUGCUAGUCCUUGGAUGGCAGUUUUGGCAGAAGCCGUCCUUGCGAGGAAGGCAAAUCUAUUCCAGUGGCCAAACACCAGACUUUCCAUGAUGGAUGUGACUGGCCCAGUAUAAUCAACCUGCCACCAGGCUGUUGGCUGAUCACCCUGGAGAACAGUGCCUUAUUGGGGGGGCGGGGCUCAGUACUGGUCCCUGCUGCUGGGAGAUUGGCCACUCAGCAUUGGCCAUAGCAUGGCCAUCAUGCAUGGUGAUGACAGAUAAUCUCCAUUUCUGCCACCAUGGCCAUUCAUGAGCUCAAUGGGAUGAUUGGGGAAAGAGGCCAACUGGUAUCCACAGAACAGGUCAUUCUAUCUGCUUGAUUAUUAAAAUCCUUCUUUGGCUAUAGUCACCUUUCAGUAAGCAUCCACAUGGGAGGCACAUAGCAUCGUGUUUCUUUUCCAGAGAGGGCUAUCCACAUAUCUUUUUCCAAAUUUCCUUGCCACCAACUUCCCAAUUGUGUGAUUUCCAAGUCCCUGAUCAUCCAGCCAAGCCAUUGGCUACAGCUCAUGAAUCAUUAUAUAAUCACACAGCUGGCCAUUUCUCCUUCCAAGAAAAGUGCACAGCCAGGUGCACUGCUGAAAGUUCUGCCCUCUGGGAGGACUCCCUCACCACUGUCCUUCAGAGAUGUCCCAGAGAGUGGCUGCAGCAUUGCAGCUGUCUACUCUUGAGUGGUUCUUGUGUAUCUCUAAAUCAACCUGAGCGUUCCCUCCCUUUGUCAUCAGGUUGUAAGGGAGUAUCCGCUGAGGCCACAGGUGCAGGCUGGGAGAAGGAAGGCAGUGUAGCAGGAGAGGGAACUGUGGCAUUAUUUUCUCAUGUACUUAUUUGUGCCCUCAGCGUCUGCCUGGAUCUGAUCUCAUGUACACCAUUUCCAUUUGAGGAUUGGUUUGCUGCAGUGCAUAUCCAACUUUGUGGCUUGGUGUAACCCCAGAUCAUGACGGGCAGCUGCCAGAUUGUGGUCACUUAGGGGCCCACAGUUAAGCAUUCAGUUUAUCCUAAUGCCCAGUAGCAAGCCAAAACUAUUUCUCAAAAGGAAAAUAGUUUUUGGAAGAGGUAUGGCAGGGUUUUGCUCUACAAUCCUAAGGGCCUACAUGUAAUUCAGAUAUAAGGGGUGCCAGAAGUCCAAACAGCAUCCCUAUCUGUAAUGUACACUUUAAGCACCACUGGAUCCCCUGGAUCACAUGGGCUGAGUGGCAGAGCAUCCUGCACAGGAGCCUGAACCUGAGCAGAGCCUUCUCCUGUUCUGGGCCCCACUUAAAAAACUAGUGUUUGGGGGGACUCAAUAGUAAAGGGGUUGGAAUAACACACCCAAGUAAGGGAUGUGUUGCCUCCAAAUCCAAAGAAGCCUAAUAGGUAUAGCAGGGGCCGAGUGCAAAAACUUACCCUUCACCUUGGGAGGAGGGAUAGCACCACUAGACCCUUGAAAACCGAGAUGGAAAACUACUGAAUUUGAGUCAGAUUUUCCCACCGUCUGAAACACAAAUGUCUUAUGAAUGAGUCUAAAGUAAUUGCUGCUUCGUGCCCACUAGGUCCAAUCAGUAUGAUGAUAUUAUCAAUGUGCUAGACUAGUGUGGUACUAUGGGGAAGGGAAAGGAUAUCCAGAAACUGUGAACUAGAUUAUGACACAGGACUGAAAGUUUGCUCUACUGACCCUGAUUCUAGGAGACCCCAAAUUUUAAGAUGAUGAAGGUACCAGCUGACAAUAUAAUUAAUUCUGAUGGUCUUUACUAACAAAAAAAGUGUUUUCCAGAUUGAUUGCUACACACCAGAUACCAGAGGAUGUGGCGUGUUAAUAUCCUUAAGCAAAGAAAGCACAUCUGGUGCAGCAGCUGCAGUUAUGCUCACCACUUGGCUAAGUGUACUGUAAUCCUCUGUCAUUUUCCAAAUCCAUUUGCUUUACACACAGGCCAAAUUGGCAGAUC
Messenger RNA from Marmota monax (woodchuck), 15128 nucleotides. It is a transcript of the gene Sh3rf3, whose product is annotated as SH3 domain containing ring finger 3. Gene Ontology annotation, molecular function: ubiquitin protein ligase activity; protein binding; metal ion binding. The transcript has 9 exons. The record is from RefSeq and is a predicted model, not a curated record. Lineage: Eukaryota; Metazoa; Chordata; Mammalia; Rodentia; Sciuridae. Gene Ontology annotation, biological process: positive regulation of JNK cascade; protein ubiquitination; positive regulation of proteasomal ubiquitin-dependent protein catabolic process. Bases 1288 to 3486 code for a protein of 732 amino acids.